AUGAAAACUAAGAUCUCAAGGGUCUAUGUAAGGACUAAUGCUACUGAGACCAUCCUUGUAGUAAAGGAUGGAUAUCAAUGGAGGAAAUAUGGUCAGAAGGUGACCAGGGACAACCCAUCUCCUAGGGCUUACUUCAAGUGUUCCUUUGCACCAAGGUGCCCUGUAAAGAAGAAGGUGCAAAGAAGUGCAGAAGAUAGAUCCAUAUUAGUAGCAACUUAUGAAGGAGAGCAUAACCAUCCAAACCCUUCAAGACCUGAGACAUCAUUGGGUUCAAAUCAUGGUGUAGCCACUCUAGGCUCAAUCCCCUGUUCUGCCUCCAUUAACUCAUCUAGUUCGGGUCCAAUGAUAACUCUAGAUCUAACCCAUCAGCAGCAGCAGCAGCAGCAGCCUCCUCAGCCUGGGACGGUGGUCAAUGAAGUGAAGAAUUCAAGCCCAGAUCAAGUAAAGUCACCGGCUUUCCAACAGUUUAUGAUUGAGAAGAUGGCUUCUUCUUUGACCAAAGAUCCAACUUUCACGGCUGCACUUGCAGCUGCCAUCUCUGGAAGAUUUCAACAGCAAUCUGUAGCUGGAAGAUGGUGAUAUAUAGUUUAUUUCUUUAGAGAAUUUUCUUGUAUUUUGUUUUGAUUCAUCUUCAGCUCUUUGAAGAAUGGAGAAACCAUCGAAUGUAAAUAGAAUUUGAAAUGAAAAAAAGAGUCUUUAAUUCUAAACUUA
Molecule: messenger RNA, 711 nt
Organism: Macadamia integrifolia
Lineage: Eukaryota; Viridiplantae; Streptophyta; Magnoliopsida; Proteales; Proteaceae
Product: WRKY transcription factor WRKY76-like
Exons: 3
Coding region: 1-579 (192 amino acids)
Biological process (GO): regulation of DNA-templated transcription
Molecular function (GO): sequence-specific DNA binding; DNA-binding transcription factor activity
Source: RefSeq, a predicted model, not a curated record